UACGUCACAGCGUAAACCCUUUCCCCCCGUGUCCUAUGAUCGUCGACUUUGCAAGGAUUCUGGAAAUGGCAGCUACCAAUUGACCAUCAAUCCAUCUUUUCGCGUUAAUUCUUUACAUCUUGUCCCACUCAAACAAUGCCACGCUACGAAUUGGCGCUUAUCCUGAAGGCGAUGCAACGGCCGGAGACGGCAGCGGCUCUCCGGCGGACAGUGGAAACUUUAAUGGUGCGGGGGGCUGUGGUGAGAGACAUGGAGAAUCUUGGAGAGAGACUCUUGCCUUAUGUGAUGACCAAACACAACCAGAGACACCGCCGAGGAUCAUACUUUUUGAUUGACUUCUACGCGGCUCCCAGCAUUCUCACGGACGUUAUCGAUCACUUACAUCGUGACGUCGACGUGGUGAGGCCCACUGUGCUGAAGAAAGACACGCAGAGUUCGAAACAAACAUGUUGUGGUUCUCAGCAGUGAUGGAACGUAUUUGCAGUUCAUAUCCAGAGGAUGUGCUGUGUGCUGCUUCUUUGACCUCUUCCAGUGCCGUUGAACAGAACUUAGCUUUGAUGUGAUAAUGAUGAAAAGGAUUAUAAUAAACAUCUUUUGUCAUUAUUA
Messenger RNA from Hippocampus zosterae (dwarf seahorse), 606 nucleotides. It is a transcript of the gene mrps6, whose product is annotated as mitochondrial ribosomal protein S6. NCBI's taxonomy places the organism in Eukaryota, Metazoa, Chordata, Actinopteri, Syngnathiformes, Syngnathidae. Gene Ontology annotation, biological process: translation. The transcript has 2 exons. The coding region runs from base 136 to 468 and encodes 110 amino acids. Gene Ontology annotation, molecular function: structural constituent of ribosome; small ribosomal subunit rRNA binding. Gene Ontology annotation, cellular component: ribosome; mitochondrial small ribosomal subunit. The record is from RefSeq and is a predicted model, not a curated record.